Molecule: messenger RNA, 2470 nt
Organism: Dermacentor andersoni
Lineage: Eukaryota; Metazoa; Arthropoda; Arachnida; Ixodida; Ixodidae
Source: RefSeq, a predicted model, not a curated record
CAGGUUAUCUUAGUCAUGUAAUGUUUGCGCUACACGGCUCACGCGUUAUGCUUGGAAGCUGACAGAAUUUCAUGCAACUGCGCACUCUGAGACUUGACUCAGUAAUGCCACGUGGGCGAGGGUGAUGUUCAAAUGGUGUUUGUGGAGACACGUGGCGAAGAUAGGUGAACGCACACAAAUGUACGUUCUAUGCCACGUGACGUGUAAGCAGUUAAUCGGCCACAGUAGCCGCCGCUGCCCCCGCCACAACAGCAGUUGCAGACAAGACCGUCGCCGCUGCAGCAGCAGAGCAGCAGGCAAGGCAGCCGCCAGUGCAGCAACAGCAGCAUGCAAGACAGCCUCCGCAGCAGCGGCAGCAGGCAAGAAAGCCGUCGCCGCAAUAGUCAAGAUGGCCUCCGCCACCGCAGCAGGCAAGACAGCCCCCUCCGCCACAGCACCAUGCAAGAGAGCAGUCGUCGCAAGAGUCAAGACCGCCUCCGCAGAAGCAGCAGCUUGCAAGACAGCCCCCGCCGCCGCAGCGCCAUGCAAGAGAGCGGUCGUCGCAAGAGUCAAGACAGCCUCCGCAGCAGCAGCAUGCAAGACAGCCCACGCCGCCGCAGCACCAUGCAAGAGAGCGGUCGUCGCAAGAGUCAAGACAGCCUCCGCAGCAGCAGCAUGCAAGACAGCCCACGCCGCCGCAGCACCAUGCAAGAGAGCGGUCGUCGCAAGAGUCAAGACAGCCUCCGCCGCCGCAGCAGGCAAGACAGCCUCCGCCGCCGCAGCAGGCAAGACAGCCUCCGCAGCAGCGGCAGCAGGCAAGAGAGCCGUCGCCGCAAGAGUCAAGAUGGCCUCCGCCAAAGCAGCAGGCAAGACAGCCCCCUCCACCGCAGCACCAUGCAAGAGAGCGGUCGUCGCAAGAGUCAAGACAGCCUCCGAAGCAGCAGCAGUAGCAUGCAAGACAGCCCCCGCCGCCGCAGCACCAUGCAAGAGAGUGGUCGUCGCAAGAGUCAAGACAGCCUCCGAAGCAGCAGCAGUAGCAUGCAAGACAGCCCCCGCCGCCGCAGCACCAUGCAAGAGAGUGGUCGUCGCAAGAGUCAAGACAGCUUCCGCAGCAGCAACAGCAUGAAAGACAGCCCCCGCCGCCGCAGCAGCAGGCAACAGAGCCGCAGCCGCAAGAGCAGCCAGAGCAGUGAAGACAGCAGCAGCAGCAGCAGCAGCAGUAGCAAGCAAGAAAUCCGUCGCUGCCGCCGUCGCUGCCGCCGCCGCCGCCGCCGCCGCAGUAGCAGCAGCAGCACCAGCACCAGCAGUACCACCAGCACCAGCAGUACCACCAGCAGUAGCAGUACCACCAGCAGUAGCAGCACCACCAGCAGUAGCAGCACCACCAGCAGUAGCAGCACCACCAGCAGUAGCAGCACCACCAGCAGUAGCAGCACCACCAGCAGUGCCACCAGCAGUACCAGCAGCAGCAGCAGCAGCAGCAGGCAAGACAGCCACCGCCACCGGCGCCACCGCCGUCGCAGCACCAACAGUAGCAGACAAGACACCCGCCGCCGCCACAGAAGCAGCGGUGAAGACAGCCGCCGCCGCAGAAGAAACAGCAAAUGAACAAUGAACGGGAAGGUCCGCGGAAAAAGCUUUGCUUUAAAGACCGCCAGAGAUUCCUAAAUCUGUUAAAAAGUGUACUUCGGCAGAAAGCAAACGUAUACAAUCGGCCAGACGAGCUGAAAACACGCCAUAGAAUCUCGAUGACGGUCUCGUAUCUGGUGCUUGUUGCUCUAUAGCGAGGGCCAACGUGCAAAGCAGCAAAGCGUGAAGAGGUUGCGUAUAGUAAAAAAAAAAUAGUUUAUUCUGUGACAGCGCCGAACAAUGGCGGACAGUUACCUUGCUAUCAGUCCGUGCACCGCAACUGGUGCAUUUACACCGUGGACUCCUUGAAAUGUUUGUUUCAAAGUCAUGUGUUGCAUAGCACAGUCUCUACAAACCAGCUGUUUUAAGGACUGACAUGUAAUAAAACCAAGGAAAGAAGAGGCUCAGAACCAGUUGAUACGAUCUCGACCGGGUGAGGUGGAUCUUCACCGCAGUAAUCAGGGAACAAGGACGGAGCCGGGCAUCGUGAGGAAGAAAAGCGCAGGUUGCUUCCAACGUAGAAUGCGCAUGGCACAUCUGGAGUAGAAGAGGAGACGCGCUCUAACCUGCCCCCUCACCCCAUCCCUCUCAGCCCGCGCACAUCGCCCCGCUCCCUGCCCCGUUGCGCGCGGGAGAAGCCGGCGGGCACUCCUACCGCCUACCUCCUUUGCGAGCGCAAGAUACUGCCGCAUCAAGCCACCAUCCCUCUCGGCUCAUCCUCGCAAGCUUUCGCUCGCAGCCACUGCAUACCAGGCCCGGCGGCGAUAUUAUCGCACUUGGACAUUUUGCGGAACAUCACUGCGGCGCAAAAGAUGGAAACUCGCCUUGAGUGUACGUAUAAUUUCUGUCGCAAUAAAUAUAC